UUGGGUUCUACAUUGCUCGGGCUGGUUCCCUGCUGUCUUUUUCUAACAUCAUCUUGCUCCCCAUCAACAUCUCCUAGAAAUGGUGCUUCUUCCGUACGCAAAUUCUACAGCUUUUGAAGAGACAUGGCCGACAUGUUACAAGAUUGUUCUGUCCAUCUUGACACUGUUUUGGGCUGUGACAACAGGACUUUUCAUCAUACGACGAAAGUCUCAGUUUAUGGCGGGUAGGGAAGUAGGCUGGACCCUCGUUCAGGCAGCAGCAGGGUGGCUGGCGGUAGCUACAUCUUGCUUGACAAAGAUCUACUUUAGUCAGCCCUGUUUCAUACAGCUAUGGGCUUACAAUUUGACGGGAAUGGUGUGGUGUCUAGCGAUGCUUGUAAGAGGCAUAAAGUUCUACUUCCAAGUACAGCUGAAUCAUGUCAGACUGUUUGGGACAGGCAGUCUUGAAAAAAUACCCACCUCCUUAAGCGAAGAACCUUCUUCCACGUCUACCCGAGUCAGGACUGCUAGCCUUCGUGACAAGCCCACCAUAAUGCGAGGAUUGUACCUACCGUCGUCAAUACCACCGUCGCCAGUAUCUAACUCGAGUGAUUAUGGAGUCAUAGAUCCGUCAAUUGCCUCUGUUUCUCGCAUGGGCCGGCGGUUUGAAGGCUCUUACAAUUUUGAAGCCAGAGAUACCCUAAGAGGGAUGCGAAGCAACUGGUGGUGGACCAAUCGAGAGAGGUCCACAGAUAGAUACCUGCUUUUUUGGUUUGGAGUGAUUAUGGGAGUGGACGUGGUGGGAAUGGUGUUGGUUCAGAUAUUCACGAAGACGUUCCAGAUAUGGCCGACAGUCGCGAUUUCUCCCGGGUGUGUAUCCCAAUGGGAGUACUUGCCACAAUUUCUAGGCACGUUUCUCUAUUAUACCAUAGCGUGUCCAAUAGUGUUAUGGAGGUUGCGGUCUGUUAGAGAUAAUUAUGGUGUUCGCAAUGACUUGCUCAUUAGCGUGCUUACCACCCUGCCGCUGUUUACGAUGUUCCUGGCAUGGCGUUACAUUCCGCGGACCGCAUACCUUUCGUGGCAUCCACACAAUUGGUACAUACUUGGGUUGAUGGUGGCCCAUACAAUAUCCGUUCUAUAUCCGGUCAUUCAGUCCUAUCGAGACGAACGAAUCCGUGCCAAAAUGGUUUUACUUCACAAUAUGACGAGCUUCGCACAAGUUUUAAGCGACAAGGCAAUAUGGGACCAAUUUAAAACUUAUAUGGCAGCAGAUUUCUGUGUCGAGAACGCUCUCUUUUUCGAAGCAUACCAGGAGCUUCUUGUCAUCGCGGCAGCAGCGUUUGCACGUGCCAACAUUGUUAUUCCCGGAAUGCCCCAUCAUGGAUCAGCUCUCGCCACAUCGACCAUCCGUAGCGGGAAGAUUUUCAACGAUCUUCUCCGUCGCCGGGCGUCGAUGAGCGGAGGAGGAUACCCGCAAAUUUGUUCCUUGACCCGCAAUCGCGCUCCAAGUACCACCCCAAGUUCACGACUUUCCAGCACUAACAGUAGCUCAUCACCGCAAAUUGAGACCACUGCUCCCGCAUCCAAGCCUUGCACUUCCCACGAGAAUGAGCAAGUUGGCGGGCCCCUUCCCGUCUUUGUUGACAUGCCCGUUCCAGAAUCAGCUCGUGCGCUGUAUAAAGCAUUUUAUGAAAAUUACUUGGAACCUGGUGCGCCGUAUGAAGUCAAUCUGCCUUCAAACAUUCGGGACCAAGUCCAGCAUGCGUUGAGCGAAGAUAAGAUAACUGUAGGGAUGUAUGAUGCCGCAAAGGACGAGGUGGUCCAGAUUAUGUUUCUCAAUAGCUUUCCCACGUUCCUGCAUGCAAUCCGCAACCAGGGACAGUACACGGUAGACAUUGCAGGCUCUGUUGACAUUAAGGACAUACAUGAACCAGACAUCGGUGUGGACAGUGGAAUGGAAAAGGGGACCGCUCAAGUGUCCAUGGGAUCCGGGGAACCGUAAAUGGUCUACAGGCACCCAUAUUCAGUAGCAUGAUAUCACUGCUCUCUGAUUCACCGCAAUUACAUGUAUUUAUUUCUGUAAAUAUGAUAAAAACCAAGGUUCCUCAGAUA
Messenger RNA from Spizellomyces punctatus DAOM BR117, 2091 nucleotides. RefSeq lists its product as uncharacterized. NCBI's taxonomy places the organism in Eukaryota, Fungi, Chytridiomycota, Chytridiomycetes, Spizellomycetales, Spizellomycetaceae. The record is from RefSeq and is a predicted model, not a curated record. The transcript is spliced from 9 exons. Bases 80 to 1981 code for a protein of 633 amino acids.